GCAGCAUCCCGGCUUUAGUUCGGAUAAGGUUUGAUGGACAGUAUCUGAGUUCUGUAUCUUACUGUAUCGGGUAUUGUUAUCACUGCUUCUGAUAUGGUCUCGAUAAAAUUGAAGGGUUUACCGUUUUUAUCUUACUUUUGUUACGGAUCGCCACGGUAACGAGGCAGUGCGGUCAAAAUGAACACAGCCAUCUGGCUUCUAUGCUGCGCAGCGGCCGUGGCCAGCUGCUCCGGACUCUCAAUCCCAUUGAGACAAAAUCCGGAGACACUAUGCCGUGGUCAAGAGAACUUCCUGAGGAUCGCCUGCAUCGAAAGCUGCUUCCAAUACUAUCAGUGUUAUUCCGGCAACUCCUACCUGAUGCUAUGUCCACCAGGAACUUGGUUCAAUGAACCAGAACAGGUAUGUGACUGGUCACCUGCACCAGGGCACUGCGUCGAACCAGAACCUGAGCCAGAGCCAGAGCCUGAACCCGAGCCGGAACCCGAGCCAGAGCCUGAACCAGAGCCAGAGCCUGAACCUGAACCAGAGCCAGAACCAGAACAAGAUCCGGAACAAGAAGUCGCACCCCUCCAGGCUGAAGGCUCCGGCGAAGAAUGGCAAGACGAUGCAGUCAAAAACUACUUGAAAGCUUUCAAAACUGUCAAACAAGAAGAAGUUGUUGUCGAAGAUGGUAUCAUUGAAGGUGACGACGAAUUCGAUGGCGAGUAUCUUAAAGCCCAAGAAGAAAAUCUUGAUGAAGAAGAUUUACUCGAGAAAGCUAAGAAACUGAUGAGGCAAGAAGAAGUCGAGGAGGAGUCAGAAGAUGAACUAGCCAAGAAACGUCAGGUAGAAGAAGAAUCUAAUGAUGACGACGAAGAGCUCAUGAAGCGCCAAGAAGAAGAAAUAUCAGAUGAUGAAGUAGAAGAAGCUAAGAAACGCCAGGAAGAAGAAGUCGAGGAUCAAGUAGAAGAACUUAAAAUGCGUCAAGAAGAAGAAGAAGUUGUAGAUGAAGAAGAAGUUAUGCAGCGUCAAGAAGAAGCUGAAGAUGAAAUAGAAGAGGCCAAAAAACGCCAAGAAGAAGAAGAAUCUGACGAUGAAGUAGACGAAGCCAAAAAACGUCAAGAAGAAGAAGUUGAGGAUCAAGUAGAAGAAGCCAAAAAGCGUCAGGAAGAAGAAAUUGAUGAUGAAGUAGAAGAAAUCAAGAAACGUCAAGACGAAGAAGCUGAGGAUGAAGUAGAAGAAAUCAAGAAACGUCAAGACGAAGAAGCUGAGGAUGAAGUAGAAGAAAUCAAGAAACGUCAAGAUGAAGAAGCUGAGGAUGAAGUAGAAGAAAUCAAGAAACGUCAAGAAGAAGAAGAAGCUGCGGAUGAAGUAGAAGAAGUUAAAAAACGCCAAGAAGAAGAAGAAGAGGUAUCCGAGGAUGACGCAGAAGAGACCAGGAAGCGUCAAGAAGAAGAAUCUGAAGAUGAUGUUGAAGAAGCCAAAAAGCGCCAGGAAGAAGGAGAAAUUGAUGAUGACGUAGAAGAGGCCAAGAAACGCCAAGAAGAAGAGGACGAAGCUGAGGAUGAAAUAGAAGAAGCCAAGAAACGCCAAGAUGAAGAAGAGGAAUCCGUUGACGUAGAAGAAGUUAAGAAACGGCAAGAAGAAGAAGAAUCUGAUGAUGAAGUAGAAGAAGCAAAAAAACGCCAAGAAGAGAAGAAGUCAAAAAACGCCAAGAAGAAGAACAAGCUGAAGAUGAAAUAGAAGAAACCAAGAAACGCCAGGAAGAGCUUGAAGACGCCGAGGAAUCUGUAGAUGAAGUAAAACGUAUAAAACGUCAAGCAGAAUUCGAGGACAACGAUGAUGUAGAAGAAGUCAAGAAACGCCAAGAAGAUGAUGAAGAUAAUGAUGAUGAAGUCAACGAGGACGCUAAAGAAGAAGAAUCUAAGAGGAGUCAAGAAGAAGGUGACAAUGAAAUCGAACAGGAACCUGAAGAAGUAGAUGAUGAUGAAGAAUCUAAGAGAAGCCAGGAAGAAGACGAUUCCGGAAAUGACAAUGACGAUAAUGAUGCCGGUAAUGACAAUGACGACAGUAAUGAAUCAGAAGAUGAUGCAGAUGUAGACUCAGAAGCCGAUUUCAAGCGCAGAGUAAAGAAGUUCUUCAAACACGUGUUCAGAAUUUUAAACUAG
This is a messenger RNA of Spodoptera littoralis (African cotton leafworm), 2147 nucleotides long. Lineage: Eukaryota; Metazoa; Arthropoda; Insecta; Lepidoptera; Noctuidae. The record is from the annotation of a GenBank genome assembly.